This is a messenger RNA of Cydia pomonella (codling moth), 1547 nucleotides long. RefSeq names its product large ribosomal subunit protein mL62. The record is from RefSeq and is a predicted model, not a curated record. NCBI's taxonomy places the organism in Eukaryota, Metazoa, Arthropoda, Insecta, Lepidoptera, Tortricidae. Gene Ontology annotation, cellular component: mitochondrial large ribosomal subunit. The transcript has 5 exons. Gene Ontology annotation, molecular function: translation release factor activity. Gene Ontology annotation, biological process: mitochondrial translational termination. The coding region runs from base 151 to 756 and encodes 201 amino acids.
GACUGACAUUGACGUUUCAUUUAUGUCCAUGUUAAGGUUAUAUUUCGCUUUGAAUCAGUAAUCGAUAAAAUGCAAUUUUUGCUUAGUUUUUAAUGAGAGUUAGUAUAAGACACAGUCAACACAAUCAAUAGUUUGCGUUAUUUCGGCAAUAUGGCGUUCACCCCGUUGAGAGUGGGUUUCAUGCAAAAAAUUGUUCAGAAUGCAUUCUAUACUACUAUGAUGAAACGACCAUUGGCUUACAAAAGCGCUAUUUCUUUGGAGACAUUGUACCCGAACAGUUCUUUAAAACUCAGCACUCCGUCGUUUAAUGCUGACCCAAAGGAGAAAUUCUCCGGUUUCAUCCCCAUGGAGAAACUGGACAUCACAUACAGUGCCAGCUCUGGGCCGGGGGGACAGAAUGUUAACAAAGUGCAUACCAAGGUUGACCUGAGAUUCAAACUGAGUGAAGCAGACUGGCUGCACCCAGAAGUGAAGGAAAAGAUGCUAGAAUUGCAUGGGAAGAAACUAUCCAAAGAAGGGUACCUGAUCAUCCGCUCGGAUGCCACGCGCUCGCAGCAGCUCAACUUAGCAGACUGUCUCCAGAAACUUCGUACUCUUCUGAGAGAUGCUGCUGUCACGCAGCAGACGCCUUCGCCGGAUACUCUCGAGAAAGUUAGGCAGAGGCACCUGAAGGCAGCGCGUAUGCGAGUGGCACUGAAGCGAGAGGACGCAGCGAAGCGCGCGCAGAGGCAGCCGCCGACCGUCGUCGACUUAUGAUUCUUCCACUAAUUGGCCGCGUUGCACUAGGCUGCAGUACUUAAUAUGACAAUGGACUAACAUCUGUACAUGUAUCAGUGCUAACUUUCUGAUAUACAACGCCUAAGCACGCUAGUUUACUCUAAUCACAUGUCGAGAGCCGAUCGCUUUGGUAAGCGCGACGACCGCAUGCAAAGACAGUGAUUUUGGGUUGUGGACGUUUGUUUGUACGGAUUGGCGUAUCUGAGGGCCUACCGCGAACACCGAAGCUCACAAAUAACGGGCAUCUUUCUCUGUCACUCUAAUUAAUAGGAGUAAAACGAACGUUAAUAGUAGUAAACGAGGAACGCCUUAAUAGUAGUAAACGAGAUGUCCGCAAUUUGCGAACUUCGGUGUUCGCGGUCUGAUAUUAGGAAAUAUUUCUAUGUGUUUUAUGAGAAGAUCAGAAAACUGCGAGUAAAGGGACUGAAAAGUACUGCUACCAAUUUAAAUGUUCUAUUAGAUGUUUGUCCAUUACCAUUCCGUCUGUAGGCCAGUGUCCAAGAAAACCUCAGCUAUUUUGAAAGUAAUUUAUUCAGUAGCGUGUUCACUGCCAGAUAUACCUUGCGAUUUAUAGAGAAGUGGAAAAAUGUCCGUUAAAAUAACGUACUUGUGAAUUACAAUUAUGACUGUCAAAAUACCUGAGAAUUGGUGGCAGUCAGCUUGUUUUUGGCUGCCAAACGCGUCCAGUUGCCAUUAUCUUUAGUUAUUUUACUUUGAAUGUGUAUUUAGCAUUUAGAUAUGAUAUUAAUAAAGGUUAAAAUUGUUUAUUA